Molecule: messenger RNA, 3394 nt
Organism: Rhopalosiphum padi (bird cherry-oat aphid)
Lineage: Eukaryota; Metazoa; Arthropoda; Insecta; Hemiptera; Aphididae
Exons: 2
Coding region: 75-3092 (1005 amino acids)
Source: RefSeq, a predicted model, not a curated record
GUUAUUAAACAAUAUAACAUACCGAAAUACCACAUUUUCAAACAGUUUCAGUUUAUAAUUACAACAACCCUACAAUGAAAAUUAGAACUAACCUGUAUUUAAUUACGGCGAUAGUGCUAUCAUCAAACUUAUUGACACUAUGUGAAGGCGACAGUGACAUUGAUCAUGAACCAUUCUCUGAUCAGUUAGAUGAUCACUUAGAUGAUCAUUUAGAUCACAUAGACGAUUUACAUGAUUUAGUGGGUCCUUUAUCAACUAAUGACAAAGUUAUUCAUAGUGUUGAAUUAGUUCAACAUCAUGGAGAUACAAUGACUAAAUACGCAACAACAUCUCAUACAAAUCAAGAGGCAAAUAAUGAAAUAUUUACUAACACGAUUCCUACCAUACAACAAUCUAAUAUGCCAGCCACUUUUACGAAAGUAAUAAAAAAAACGAUAAUAAAAAAAUCUAACAAUGAUGGAAAUAAUUCCCCAGAAACCGAUUUUUCAAUGAAUGAUAUGUACAGUAAAAAUAUAUUGAAAGGAAACGGAAUCGGUAAUUCAAUGUCAAAGUCUCAAACUUUAUCUCAAAUGGAUAACAUGGAAAAUAUUGAUUUGUCAGUUAUGCCUUCACAACAAAAUUCUGAUCUACAAGGUAAUAUAAAAAAUAUAAUACAUACUACAGUAACAAAAACAACUACAAGUGGAAGUCCGUCAAAUGAAUUAAACGAAUCUUUUAGUAGAAAAUAUAGUUUAGACGGAUUACCUUCAAAUCAUAUCAUAUCUACAAUGAGUUCUAAAAACUCUAAUAAUAAUGACGGAACUGCAGGUUCAGGUUCCUUACAAACGAAUUCAAUGGAAGGAAAUAGUAAAAUAAAAACAAUUUCAAUGACAGGAGAUGUAAUUGAUGGGAAUGGUAUAAAUACAUCAAAAAGAAUAUCUCGUACACCAGCGGGUUCCUACAGACGCACAAAAACAACAAUAAUAAAACAACAUAGUAUAGAUGACGACGAUGAUCGUAGUGAUUUAGAUAAAUCUACUUUAGAAUUUAAUACAGAAACAUCUCCAAUCAAUAUUGCAUCAUCAUUGACAAACCCUUUAGGGUAUAAUACAGUAACUACUACAACUAUUGACAGGGAUAAUUCUAAUAAUAAUGCAUUUAAUCAAGGAACCUCAUCCAGGAGAGAACAAACCCGAUUAAACAAUUUUAAUAUCCUUGGAAAUUCAGUAUCUGAAAGUGGAAUUUCUCAGAAUCCAGACUCAUUUGUACAAACCAAAACAACAAUAAUAAAAAAUGAAAGAGCGGCCGAUGGAAUUAAACUUGAUAAUUUAAAUGAUAACAAGAUAAAUUUUAAUAUUGAUGAUGGAAUUUCUAACUCAAAUAAUGACAUAAAUUCAAAUUAUAUCAUAUCUUCGAGUAAUAAUGGUAACGAUAAUGACGCUGAUUUUAGUUAUAAUUAUGGUUAUCAGAAAGGUUAUGGUAAUAAUCUUCAUGAUAAUUACAAUGGUAACUCUUUUGGUAUUUCUGAAAAUAAGUACAAUGGUAAUAUAAUUUCUUCCAAUAUGUUGGAUAAUAAAUAUGUUCUUAUACCUGAGUAUAGUAAUGGAAAAGGCAUGAAAAAAAAAAGAAAGAAAAAAGGUAGUAACAAAAAAUAUAAAGGUGGUAAAUCAAAAAAUAUAUCACAUGGAAGUAGAAAAGGAAAUGAAAAAAGUAGAGCUCAAAAAGGUCGUAAUUAUAAAAAAACAAGAUCAUCGAAAACAAGAAAUGGAGGAAGUUCUCAAUAUUAUUCAUCAAAUGGUUAUGUUGAAGGACAAAGCAAGUCUUUAAAUGGAGGAAGUUCUCAAUAUUAUUCAUCAAAUGGUUAUGUUAAAGGACAAAGCAAGUCUUUAAAUGGAGGAAGUUCUCAAUAUUAUUCAUCAAAUGGUUAUGUUAAAGGACAAAGCAAGUCUUUAUCAUCUUCAGAUAGUGCAUCAGAUGAACAAUUUACGAAUACAAAAAUGCCGUGUCAUUGUAGAAAAGGACAAAAGUUAAAUAAAAGAGAUAGCAGUGAAAGUAAUCAAAGUGGUAAUUCAAAAGAACACCUUGGACCAGAGAGUCAUUAUUUAAGUAAUUCUAUGGAUAAUCAACAAAUAAAAAAUAAUGGUGACUUCAUUGGAUUACCAUCAUUACUACCUCCGUUCAUGGAGCGUGAACCAUCACAAAAUUUAAUUUUUGAUAUGAUAUCAGGACAGCGACCAGAUAAAUUAUUUAAUGAUGGGCAAUCAGGUGUAACAACAGUCUUAAAUAGACAAGGGGAAACUAGAAGUCAACAAAUUGACGAUCAUCAAUUACCCAAUAUUGAUGUACCAAAUCAAUAUUUAACAUACCAAAUAACAAAUAUGGGUUCACUAAAUAAGCCAGAUUUUAAGCAUGAACAAUAUUUCGGACCACCAGAUUUAGAUCUAGGACUUGGUCCGGAUAAAGGUCCGGGUCCCGGUCCCCUUAAUGGUCCUGGUCCCGGUAGAGGUCCUGGUCCCGAUGGGGGUCCUGGUCCCGGUAGAGGUCCUGGUCCCCGUAGAGGUCCCGGUCCCGGCAAAGAUCACGGUCCCUGUAAAGGUCACGGUCCCGGUAAAGGUCACGGUCCCUGUAAAGGUCACCAUAAAGGUCCAGGUUUCGGUAAAGGUCUAGGUCAAGAAGCUAAUCUAUUUGAUUCUAAACAAUUUUAUGACGGUGGCUAUCAAAAAUACUUUGAUUUUGAUCAACGACCAUCACUACCAUCUCUUCCAUCGCAGUUUCCAUAUCCAUAUUCAUUUAAUAAAGAUAAUCUUUCUGAUUUUUCUAAAAUGGAUUUAACUACUCCUAAGUUUAUGAAUAAUCAGUCCGAAAAAGAAAACCAGAUAAACUUAAACACUAUUUCAUCUCAAAUACAACAAAACAGUGAUAACGAAGGCUCUGGGUUUAAUCAAAUGGACGCAGUUAAUUCAAGAUCCAUGAGUACGUAUAAUAGCGGUCCGAUUAUAGAGUUUAAGAAAACAAUCAAAACAAUAACAAAUAUAGAUGAUAAUAGUACUCCAGAUAGGCAUAUUGUUCGUAUUGUAUCAGUUUCACCUGAAGUUGAUGGUAACAAUAUAUAAUAUUCAAAAUAAAUCAAACGAAUAAAAAAUGUUAAUAGUAUUACAAUGGAUUAUAUUAAUGAUUAUUGAUAAUAAAAAAAAAAAAAAACUAUAAAUUGUUUGACAUGAAUAACAAAAAAUAAAAAUUCCAAGGACAGUUUAAGAUUAUACAAACCAAUAAAUAAAUAGCUAAUUGUAACUGUUAUUUACAAAUAUUAAUUAUUAGAAUGUUAUGAUUAAUAUUGAAUAUAGGUACUACAUAAUUUUAUUUAAUAUUAUCAAUUUAUUUAUGUUCAUUUAAAUAAAUACACUAAUACUCAUAA